AUGAAAAGUAAAGAUAAAGAAUCUUCAAAAAAAAAAACAUGGACGGAUGAAAAGAAAGAACCAAAUAGCAACAAUAAAAAUAAAGAAAACAAGAAUGGGAAAAAUAUAAAUACUUCAUCUAAAAAGGAUAAUGACCAAAUAAAUAAAAAUAUAAAAGAAGAACGAUCUAAAGGACAAAUAAAGAAUGAAAGAAAUAAUAAAAUAGAAGAAAUUAAAAAUGCCUAUAAAAUGAAAGAAAAUAAUGAUUAUAAAGAGACCAUAAAUAAUAAAAUAAAUAAAGAUAAUGAACAUAAUAUUCAUAAUAAGGAAAUUAAUGCCAAUAAAGAUAUUAAUUAUUUAAUGGAAGAUUCGAGUGUACAUGAGAAAAAAAGGAUUUUUUUUGAAGUGUAUAAAAAAUAUUAUUUUAUUGAAAUGACAGAAUAUCAUAAAAGUAGAGAAAAUUCAACAAAUAAUUUCUUGAAUUUCCUUGAAAGAUUAACUGAAAAAAUAACAGAUGAAUUAAAAUAUGGAACAUAUAAUAUUACUAACUUGAAUAAAUUCUUCAAAGAAUUUUUAAAAAAUGAUACAACUUAUUUUAAGAACCUACAAUUUGGUAAUACUAGAAUGAAUAAUCUAACUCAAAGUUUUCUAAAUAUAACAAAUGAUGAGUAUUUUACAAAUAAUCACUUAUUAGAAAGUUAUCGAAAGAGGGAAUCUAAUUUGAGUGAUAAGUCUGACAAGCCUAACACAAAUGAACAAAAUGAUGAUUUAAAAGGAGAUAAUAAUAACAGCAAGGAAAAGGAUCAAAGGGAUGAUAAUAAUAAUAAUAAUAAUAAUAAAAAUAAAAAAAAUAAAACUAACAAAAAGGAAAAAAAUAAUAAUAUUAAUAAUAAUGAUAAUAGUAAUAAUAGUAGUAUUAAUAAUAGUAGUAUUAAUUAUAGUAGUAGUAAUAUACAAGACAGCAAUGUUAAUAAUAAAGGCAAAAAUGUUGAAAACCCAUUUGAUGAAAAAGAUAUUCAUUUUUUAAGUAGAAAUAAUUCUAAAGGAUCAAGUAAUAAAAUUAACGAAAUUGUUGAUAAUAUUAUAGAUGUAAAUUCUGAUGAAUGUAAUUUAAGUCAUGAAAUGAUUGAUGAGUGGGUUAAAUAUGGACUUAUGAAUUAUCUUAAAGUUAUGAAUAAUAUGAAAAUAAAUUGUGAUUUAAUAGACAGUAAAAUUUAUCAAAAGAAAAUUGUACAAUUAAGAGAUAUUUAUGCAAAAGAACAAGAAAAUGUUAUUGAAGGAUUAAAAAGAAAAAAAAAUGAUUUUUUAAAACAAUUAGAUAUUUGUAAAUUGAAUUGGAAAGCAUUUGAAAAUAGUUAUUCUAAUUCUGAACAAAUUCGAUCUGAUGGUAUAAGAGAUUCUAAAAGAAUUAAAUGUUCUUGGUUAUGUCAAAGAAAAUAUCUAAAAAAUGUAAAAGAUUUAUUAAAAAUACAAUAUGAAUAUUUAGAUAUUGUUUAUGUAAGUGUUAAAAGUUUUUUCCAAUUAGUAGAAUGGAAAAAAAAUUCUAUACGAGAUAUUCUAUGUUCUUAUAUUCAUUUAUAUAAAAGUGUUUUAAAUUUCUAUUUAAAUAAUAUGAAUAUUUUAUAUCAAUCAAUAUUAGAAGAAAAAAUUAUUGAUAAAAAUCAAAUAGAUAAUCUAAAUUCUGCUGCUGUUAUGGAUGAUGAUUUAAUUAAACCAGAUCGACCAUUCCAUUUUGAUGAAAAUUGUAAAAAUAUACCAACAUUAAAUAAUGCAUUAAAGGUUAUUAAGAAAUCAAUAUUGUUUUAUAAUAAAGAAAUUAAUGUAAAAUCAAUACUUUGUAUAUUUACAUCAAAAAUUUCAGGAUACUUAACUAGUGUAGGUUUCUUCAAUAAAUGUUCUGAAGGAAUUAUUGUAAUUACAUGGGAUAAAUUCGUUCAUUUUUUUACGGAUAUAGAAGAUGCUUCACCUCAGUGGUCCUAUUUCAUUGGUGAUAUUGAAAUUAAAAUGGUAAAAUGUAAAAAAAAUAUCCAGAAAAAUUCAAACGAUAAUAAUUCAAAUAAUAAGAAAGAAGAACAAAAUAUUGGUGAACCAUUGGACGAUAAAAAUAAAGAAAAGUCUGCAGAACUAACCAAUGAUAAUAUUAAUAAAAAAAGUGAAACAAAUAUUAAAGAUCAAGAUAAUGAUGGAAAAAAUAAAACAAUUGCAAAUGACAAAUCAAAUAAACUUACAAUUGAUAAUUCUUCAAAUAACGAACCAGAAGAAAUGGAAAUUCAAAUGAAAGAAAAAAAAAAAACAUUACUUCUAAGUGGAUGGUCCUUUACAUUUAAAUGUGAAACACAACAUCUAACCAAUGUAUGUUUUCAAUUGAUAAAUGAACAUCUAUAUUCUGAAUAUUUUGAAGAGGAAACUUGCUUUUCCAAAUUUCCAAAAAUUAUAGAAAAUGGUGAAAUUAAAAAUGACUUACAAUAUAAUGAAGAAAUGAAUAACUUUUAUAAAAUUCAAGAUGAUGAACAUAUCUUAAAUCAAAAUUUUAAUUCAUAUAAUAUCAAACAGUUAAAGAAACACCAGGAUAAGUAUUCUAAUAUACACAAUGAAAAAAGUAAUCUAUCAAACAGACACCUAAAUAAUUAUUUAAAUAAUGACAAUGUGGAUUUAAAAAAGACACAAAGCAAUUCGAAAAAAACAACAAAUGUUAGUAAUCAUAAUAGGAAAAUUGGACUUUUCAAGAGUUUGAAGAAUUCUAAGCAGGAAGAUAUAAAUGAUGAAGAUGAUGAAGAUGAUGAGGAUGAUGAUGACGAUGAUGACUAUGAUGACGAUGAUGAAGAUGACGAAGAUGAAGACGAUGAUGAUUAA
Molecule: messenger RNA, 2832 nt
Organism: Plasmodium gaboni
Lineage: Eukaryota; Apicomplexa; Aconoidasida; Haemosporida; Plasmodiidae
Exons: 1
Coding region: 1-2832 (943 amino acids)
Source: RefSeq, a predicted model, not a curated record